AUGAGUUUACGUUUACUAGUCAAAAGAGCCACGCUUUCACAGCAAACUUCUGUCAAAGUGCAAGCAUCUCGUUUUGGCACACUUUCCUUGGCCAAUGUCUUUUUCAACAACAACAGCAGCACAUUGACACUUGAUUCAGUCACUCGUAACACCUUUCAAAUACCCACUUGGUUGGAACCCAUCCUCUGGGCAGCACCAAAAAAGAAGACAUCUCACUCAAAGAAGCGCAUGCGUGCCUCCAACAAGGGAUUGCAACAAAAGGAGAAUGUAACAACAUGUCCAGCUUGUGGCAGUAAUAAGCUUUUACAUCAUUUGUGUGGAAAUUGCUACAGCGAUAUCAAGAAGAAGGCUAAAUCUCAGGUUGCUGUUGAUGCUUAA
This is a messenger RNA of Mucor velutinosus, 378 nucleotides long. RefSeq lists its product as uncharacterized. The record is from RefSeq and is a predicted model, not a curated record. NCBI's taxonomy places the organism in Eukaryota, Fungi, Mucoromycota, Mucoromycetes, Mucorales, Mucoraceae. Gene Ontology annotation, biological process: translation. Gene Ontology annotation, cellular component: mitochondrial large ribosomal subunit. Gene Ontology annotation, molecular function: structural constituent of ribosome. The transcript has a single exon. Bases 1 to 378 code for a protein of 125 amino acids.